CUGACAAGUCAAACGAAGAUUCUAUCUUGGCUGUGCAAAGCAUCGACUUCCAUAUCGAAGACAAUGUUACUGAACAUUUUACGGGAGAUUAUGAUAUCGUUCAAUCCGAACCUGGAGUCCUGGUCAUUAGGAGGGGUUUCCCAUUUAAACUUGGAGUCACAUUCCAUCGUGGAUAUGACAAGGAGAAAGAUGUCGUUUGUCUCGUUUUCACUGCAAAAGAUGCCACAAAUCCAUCAUACGCACAAGGUACCAUGAUCUUCUGUCCAGUUGUGCCCUCAGAUAAUUUAGUGCUGCCAUCUGACGGAUGGCAGUCCAAACUCUUGAGCGUUGGAGAAGAUAAUUCGAUACAAAUCGAAGUAACUCCCACUCCAACUUGCAUAGUCGGAGAGUGGAUUGUCGAAGUCGAUACAAAAGUGAAAAAGGAACGGGAAGAGCAAGCUAAGUCUUUGAGGCACACAUCCAAGCAACCAAUUUAUAUAUUAUUUAAUCCUUGGUGCAAACAGGACACCGUAUACAUGAGUGAAAGUGAACACAGGAAAGAAUAUGUUCUUAAUGAAGGAGGUCUGAUUUGGAGAGGAACAAAUAAUAGGCUGAGACCUACAGUUUGGAAUUAUGGACAGUUUGAAAAAGACGUUCUUGAAUGUUGUUGUUAUUUAUUGGGCCAUAUUUCAAAACUUUCAAUCGUGUCUCGAGCAGAUCCAGUCAAAGUUGUGCGACAUAUAUCUGCUGUGGUGAACUCUCCAGACGACAACGGAGUGUUAGUUGGUAACUGGUCAGGUGACUAUGGUGGUGGCCAAGCUCCUACAUUUUGGGGUGGAAGUGUGGCGAUACUACAGCAAUAUUACAAAAACAAGAAGCCAGUUAAGUAUGGUCAGUGCUGGGUCUUCUCCGGUGUUGUAACAACAGUUUGCAGGGCGCUUGGUAUUCCCUCCCGAAGCGUGACCAACUUUGCCUCUGCUCACGAUACGCACAACAGUCUUACGAUCGACUAUUUCUACAACGAAGAUGGUGAACCUAUAGAAAAGCUGAACAUCGACUCUGUAUGGAAUUUCCAUGUUUGGAAUGAAGUUUGGAUGGAAAGGCCGGAUUUGGAGCCAGGCGGAUACUCUGGAUGGCAAGCUAUCGAUGCCACUCCUCAAGAAGAAUCUGACGGCUUAUAUCGCUGCGGUCCUGCCAGUGUUGCAGCCAUCAAACGAGGGGAAAUUCAGAAAGGUUAUGAUGCACCUUUCGUGUUUGCAGAAGUAAAUGCUGAUAAAGUAUACUGGAGGUAUCAGGGAAAAAACAAUCCGCUGAAACUCAUCAGUAAAAAAACGGAAGCAAUUGGCCAGUCUAUAAGCACAAAACAAGUUGGUUCAUAUGAGAGACAAGAUAUAACAAACGAAUACAAGCACCAAGAAAAAAGUCGGGAGGAGAGAGAAGUGAUGUUGAGAGCCUUAAGGCAAAGUGGAAAUGCGUUCUCGAGGUACUACUUAAAUGACGAAUUUGAAGAUAUCCAUUUCGAUUUUCAACUAAAGGACGAUAUCGUCAUCGGAUCUCCAUUCAAUGUUAAACUCACUAUCAGAAACAGAGGUUUAGAUAAGAGAACCUAUACUGUAAAAGGUGUGUUAGCAGUUCAUACAGUACUUUACACAGGAGAGCUGAAGAAUGCAGUGAAAAAAGAAAGAUUUGAGCACAGGAUAUCGGAAGAUGCUGAACCCGUUGAAGUGAUAAUGAAUGUAUCAUUUGAAGAAUACGAGAAACUUUUAGUGGAUCAAGGCUCAUUUAACAUGAUUGCCAUGGCCCAUGUGGAGGAAACUGGCUUCGACUAUUUUGCACAAGAUGACUUCAGAGUGAGGAAGCCCGACAUAAAAAUCGAGGUCGAAGGAGAUACAAGCCAGGGAGAAGAAUUUAAAGUAAAAGCUCAACUGAAAAAUCCCUUACCAAAACCACUGAGAAAAGGUCGCUUCGUUAUAGAAGGCCCGGGAUUAGGACAGCCAUUGGAACUCAGAGUGAAUGGGGAAGUGGCGCCGAGCGGAGCUGCUGAAGUCGUCUGCAAAAUGCGACCGAAGACCGCUGGUGAAAAGAAUAUCGUCGCCAAAUUCUGGUCGAGAGAACUUGAUGACGUAGAUGGAUAUCACAUCAUAAAUGUUAAAGCAAGACCAGAGCCAGAAAUUGUGAAACCGACUGAAAAUGAUCUUACAAAUUAAGUGUCAUAUCAUCAAUAUUUGUUCGGCUAUUGAACGAUUUUAGACUAUUUUAUUUAUCAUACUGCUUUUUUUUUCCAAUUCAAGAAUGUAAGUAGAAGAUAUUUGUAUUUCAAACAGACGAUGUUUGGAAGUAGUGUUCUCGAAAUUUGUGAGGAAUUUCGACAUUACAACAUGCUUUCACAGUCAAUCUUUGUAUGUUGCUUAAACAAAAUAUUCCUUCAGCAUUUAUCAUUUUUUGUAUUGCUCAAAUCAAAAAUGGUUUGUGUAUAUACACCUUUUCCCCCGCAUUUUUUUAAUUUUAAAUGUGGACCCCUUUUUUUGUAUAUGUGGUGUUAUCGAUUUUUUUAAAGAUCUCUCACGAUUUACCAAACAUAAUUUUUCAAAGUGUGUUUUUUCAAAAACAACUAUUUUUUAUUGGCUUUCUUCACUUUUGUUAUUGCUUUCAGUAUAAUAGAUCUUUGGGGUUCGAAAUUUGGGUUUGUUCUUAGAAACAUAACCCUUAAUGGGAUAUGAAAGGUCUUUGAAAAUAACCCCCCAUUUUCAAGGACAAUUUUUGAAUAAUCUUCAUGAUAUAAAAUGCGUUUAAAAUUGUAUUCAAUUAACAACAGAAAAAACUGCUUUAACAAUUAUAUAAGUACAAAUUUCACUGUACAGGAAACUUGUAAAGCUGUGUGGACAUUUCGCGCUCAUUUUAUAGAGCUCAUAAAAUAGUGCCUUAAAAUGAUAUCCUCCAUGUGCCUUUUAAAACAAGCAAUCAAAAGCAGUAUUCAAUUGUCUGGGUGAUGGGACUGGUGUCUGGGUCAUGGACCCCAAGUGAUUCUUGGGGUCCAUGUUUCCCAAUACAUUUAAAUCAGUGCCUUAUUAAUACACCGUGUCCGAAAAGCCUUUGACAAAGUUUAAAGAUUGUUGGCAUUUUAUGUUUCAAUUACUUUUUGGACACCCUGUAAAUCUACGAGCAUCUUACAUCAAAUGAAAUUUAUCUGCAAAACUCUUGAAGUAUCUACUGUUUCCUUCACGCUGAGUAUAGUGUAAGUAAAGUUUUUGUUUCUAAGUUUGAGAAUCAAUUUAAAAUUGAUUCUUUCUUUUUGUUUUCUUUUAUCGGUUUUGACACAGCAACAGUAUCUGAAAACUUUGUUUUGUAAAUUAGUUUUGGAGAAAAUUGUGCACCUUUUACGAGCAAAAGAGAAAAAUUUAAAGUGUUCAUGCUUUCUCAAUUUUUUAUAUAAAUGCGUUGCUUUAUUUGUGUUAUAUCCAUUGUAAUUCAGCCAAAUUGUUUUAUGCAUUUUUGUUAAUAUUUCGUGCCAAUGCGAAUAUUUUUGUAUGUAAUUUUGUUUUCAUACAGCAAUAUUGAAGUAUAUUUUUUCUCAAAAAUUUAAACAGAUGUACUACUACAGCUUCUCUCCAUGUCUCUUGUUUUAAAGUUAGAGUUUCUUAAUUGGUUUCUGCUUAAUUCUUUGCAUUAAGAGUAGAAUUUGGAAGAUUUUGAACUGCAAGCCAAACAAAGAUUUCAUUAUGAAGCACACAUAUUUUUUAUGUUUUUAAUAUUAGAAGUUCUUUCAAAGAGUUGAUUUUUUAUUAUGUUGUUGAUGUGAUGGAAAUCGUUUCAAUACAUUUUGAUAUAAACUUUGCAUUUCUUCAUUUUUCAUUUUGUGUAUAUAUAUAUUUCAUUUCUGGAUGUGCCAAGACAUGAAGAAUCAUAAAACACUGUUCAUAAAUUUUAAUUCAUGAAAAUUCAAAAAAUGUGUAGUAAAUAAUUCGCGCUAUAAAGAAAAAACUUUUCGGAUUUAUCGCUAAACGUACCUUAGUAUGUAAAGUUGUUUAAUUAUUUUUAGGUCAAGUCAUAUGAAAUUUGUUUUGCGUUCUCAUUAUACCCAUUGUAUUUUAUUUAGAUUAAAAUCAUAAACGUGUGGAAAAUCUUCCAUACUUGCACAUUUAUUUUUGAUUUGCAAUUCUUCGAAUUGUGUCAUAACAUAAUUCGAUAUAAUGAUAAAAUAUCAAUUUUAAUUCCUGAAAAAGAUUAUCUAGUUUACAUUUCUUCAAUAGUAUUUUACAGUAACGUACAAGGUACAUAUACCUUUAGUUCCGUUUAGUUCAGUUAAAAAGAGUUGCACAAAGAAAAUAAGUUAGUUUUUGAAAAUGCUAACAGAUUUUUAGCACAUAAGUUUCUUUUAAAAUUUUAUCUUUGCUUUCAUGAAAAUAUUACACCUAUUAGUUUUAAGUCGUAACUGAAAAAGUUUUCAAAAAAAAAAAAAAAAAAAUGCAUCAAAAGUUCACAGGCCCAGUUUCGAUCAGAAAUGUCGCAACGCAAAAUGUUUUUUCAAAUAUUAAAUCAUCAUUUUGUGUCACUUAAAUCUAAUUUCGAAAUGCAUGAUUUUAUUAUUUAUGCCACAAUAAGUGGGAUAGUUGAGAGUUUACUGUAUAAUGCUUUAAAGAGGCAGCUUUUUCGUUUAUUUUUUUGUGUUCUCUGUUCUAAAGUUGAAAUGAGUCUCUUAUAAUUUUAAAGCAUCGUUAACAUUUAUGCAAUUUCGAAUGGAAAUGAGGUUGAAUCUCAUUGGACGACCAUUAUGGAUGUGUCAAAACAAUCAAAUUCUAUUGAGAUCUAAUUAUAUAUAUUUCACAUAACGAUAAUAUUACCGUAGAAUUAUGCAAAAAAUGUACUUUUCAAAUUCAAGCAAUAAACUUGAAACUUGUAUACAAUUUAACAGUUUUAUAAUGUUACAAUUUAACAGUUUUAUAAUGUGUAUUUUAAAGUUUUUAAGUGAAGUUGUCUUCCUAAUUGUUUUGAAGCAAUCGAUUCAUUUUGUCAUUUUUCUUGAAAAAUUUAUCUUAAAUGUACCGAAUUAGUGUCAAUUGCACGCAUCUCAUUUCAAAAAAUUAUAAAAUUGUAUGUGAUGUUUUAGUCUUCAAAUAUUUUGUAAGUUGUGUUUCAAUAAAAAUACUUUUAAACAGUUCA
Messenger RNA from Uloborus diversus, 5139 nucleotides. Its product is annotated as annulin-like. Bases 252 to 2186 code for a protein of 644 amino acids. Lineage: Eukaryota; Metazoa; Arthropoda; Arachnida; Araneae; Uloboridae. The record is from RefSeq and is a predicted model, not a curated record. The transcript is spliced from 15 exons. Gene Ontology annotation, molecular function: protein-glutamine gamma-glutamyltransferase activity. Gene Ontology annotation, biological process: peptide cross-linking.